Molecule: messenger RNA, 7066 nt
Organism: Cavia porcellus (domestic guinea pig)
Lineage: Eukaryota; Metazoa; Chordata; Mammalia; Rodentia; Caviidae
Gene: Rere
Product: arginine-glutamic acid dipeptide repeats
Exons: 24
Coding region: 284-5080 (1598 amino acids)
Biological process (GO): regulation of DNA-templated transcription
Cellular component (GO): nucleus
Molecular function (GO): chromatin binding; transcription corepressor activity; sequence-specific DNA binding
Source: RefSeq, a predicted model, not a curated record
CAGCCCCCGUCGCGUCCCCGCGGGCGGGUCCCCGGCCUCGGCCCGCACCCCGCGGCCUCACCGCCCCCGCCCCGUCCCCGCCUGCACUUCCGGAGCCGGCCGCACACGCCUCCGUGGAUGGUGUAGCGCCCUCGGGAAGCAUUUUUGAAACGUUGGGGUUACUGGAGUGGUUGGAUUUUCCCUGGAAUUGAGUGAGAAAUUCAGAAGACUGAAGCCCAGGCUUACAGUCUACCUUUCACGGAGGCCCAGCCGUGAGAGGACAGAAGAAGGCACGUGGCGAAUCAUGACAGCUGACAAAGACAAAGAUAAAGACAAAGAGAAGGACCGGGACCGAGACCGGGACCGAGAAAGAGAGAAAAGAGACAAAGCAAGAGAAAGUGAGAAUUCAAGGCCUCGCAGGAGCUGCACCUUGGAAGGAGGAGCCAAAAAUUAUGCGGAGAGUGAUCACAGUGAAGAUGAGGACAAUGACAACAACAGUGCCACCACAGAGGAGUCCACCAAGAAGAACAAGAAGAAACCACCCAAGAAAAAGUCUCGUUACGAACGGACGGACACUGGUGAGAUAACCUCGUACAUCACGGAAGACGACGUCGUCUACAGACCAGGAGACUGUGUGUAUAUCGAGAGUCGGAGGCCAAACACACCGUAUUUCAUCUGUAGCAUUCAAGACUUCAAACUGGUCCACAACUCCCAGGCCUGUUGCAGAUCUCCAACUCCUGCUUUGUGUGACCCCCCAGCAUGCUCUCUGCCGGUGGCAUCACAGCCACCACAACAUCUUUCUGAAGCCGGGAGAGGGCCUGUAGGGGCCUGUGAUGAGAAGGGAGAGGCUGCUAAGAAGAGUGACACUGCAAGCUGGGCGUGGUGGUGCACACCUGUAACCCCAGCACUUGGGAGGCUGAGGCGGGAGAAUCGCUGUGAGUUUGAGGCCAGCCUGAACUACAUAAGUAAGAGGGACCAUCUACUCAUGAACGUCAAAUGGUACUACCGUCAGUCUGAAGUCCCAGAUUCUGUGUACCAGCAUUUGGUUCAGGAUCGGCAUAAUGAAAAUGACUCUGGAAGGGAACUUGUCAUUACAGACCCAGUUAUCAAGAACCGAGAACUCUUCAUUUCUGACUAUGUUGACACGUACCAUGCUGCUGCCCUUAGAGGGAAGUGUAACAUCUCCCAUUUUUCUGACAUAUUUGCUGCUAGAGAAUUUAAAGCCCGAGUGGACUCAUUUUUCUACAUACUAGGCUACAACCCUGAGACAAGGAGGCUGAACAGUACUCAGGGGGAAAUUCGUGUUGGUCCUAGCCAUCAGGCCAAACUUCCAGAUUUGCAACCGUUUCCUUCUCCAGAUGGUGACACAGUGACCCAGCAUGAGGAGCUGGUUUGGAUGCCUGGAGUGAAUGACUGUGACCUCCUGAUGUACUUGAGGGCAGCAAGGAGCAUGGCAGCGUUUGCAGGGAUGUGCGACGGAGGCUCCACGGAGGACGGCUGUGUGGCUGCGUCUCGGGAUGACACCACCCUGAAUGCACUGAACACACUACAUGAGAGCAGUUAUGAUGCUGGCAAAGCCCUGCAGCGCCUGGUGAAGAAGCCUGUGCCCAAGUUGAUUGAGAAGUGCUGGACCGAAGAUGAAGUGAAGCGCUUCGUUAAGGGACUCCGGCAGUACGGAAAGAACUUCUUCAGAAUUAGAAAGGAGCUGCUUCCCAAUAAGGAGACAGGGGAGCUGAUCACCUUCUAUUACUACUGGAAGAAAACCCCAGAAGCAGCCAGUUCCCGAGCUCAUCGCCGACACCGCAGGCAGGCGGUGUUCAGGAGGAUUAAGACUCGAACUGCGUCCACACCAGUCAACACGCCCUCCAGACCCCCCUCCAGUGAAUUCCUGGACCUUAGUUCGGCCAGCGAAGAUGACUUUGACAGCGAAGACAGCGAGCAGGAGCUGAAGGGCUACGCCUGCCGCCACUGCUUCACCACCACCUCCAAAGACUGGCACCACGGGGGCCGGGAGAACAUCCUGCUCUGCACCGACUGCCGAAUCCACUUCAAGAAGUACGGUGAGCUGCCACCCAUCGAGAAGCCGGUGGACCCCCCGCCGUUCAUGUUCAAGCCCGUCAAGGAGGAGGACGAUGGGCUCAGUGGGAAGCAUAGCAUGAGGACACGGCGGAGUCGGGGCUCGAUGUCUACACUACGCAGCGGUCGAAAGAAGCAGCCUGCCAGCCCUGAUGGUCGCACCUCACCCACCAAUGAAGACAUUCGUUCCAGUGGCCGCAACUCGCCCAGUGCUGCCAGCACCUCCAGCAAUGACAGCAAAGCGGAAACAGUGAAGAAGUCCGCCAAGAAGGUGAAGGAGGAGGCCUCGUCCCCUCUCAAGAGCACCAAGCGCCAGCGGGAGAAGGUAGCCUCUGACACAGAGGAGACUGACAGGACCAGCUCCAAGAAGACAAAGACCCAGGAGGUCAGCCGGCCCAACUCGCCCUCCGAAGGGGAGGGUGAGAGCUCCGAUAGUCGCAGUGUCAAUGAGGAGGGCAGCAGUGACCCCAAAGACAUCGACCAGGACAAUCGCAGCACGUCCCCCAGCAUCCCCAGCCCUCGGGACAACGAGAGUGAUUCGGACUCAUCUGCUCAGCAGCAGCUGCUGCAGGCCCAGCCCCCGGCUCUGCAGGCUUCCCCUGCGGCUCCCCCAGGCACAGCCCAGCUCCCCACCCCAGGACCCCCACCCCCCACUACUGCGGUCCCUUCGCAAGGCUCCCCAGCAGCUGCACAGCCCCCAAAUCAGCCUCAGGCUCCCCCGGCACCAGCCACCCAUACCCACAUCCAGCAGGCACCUGCCCUGCACCCCCCACGGCUGCCCUCCCCACACGCCCCACCCCAGCCAUUGAGCGGGGCUGCUGGCCAGGCACCCACGGCCCACGCGCAGCCAUCCCUGCACAGCCAGGGUCCACCCGGCCCUCACAGCCUGCAGACUGGGUCACUGCUACAGCAGCACCCCGGUCCUCCUCAGCCCUUUGGCCUCCCUCCCCAGGCCUCCCAAGGACAGGCUCCCCUGGGAUCAGCCCCAGCCACAGCUCACCCACAUGCCACCCUGCAGCUCCCAGCCUCGCAGUCAGCGCUGCAGCCCCAGCAGCCCCCCAGGGAGCAGCCCCUGCCACCGGCACCCCUGGCCAUGCCUCAUAUCAAGCCCCCUCCCACCACACCCAUCCCCCAGCUCCCCGCACCGCAGGCCCACAAGCACCCGCCCCACCUCUCCGGGCCCUCACCCUUCUCCAUGAAUGCCAAUCUGCCACCCCCGCCGGCCCUGAAGCCCCUCAGCUCCCUGUCCACGCACCAUCCUCCCUCUGCCCACCCCCCACCCCUGCAGCUCAUGCCACAGAGCCAGCCCCUGCCCUCCUCCCCAGCCCAGCCCCCUGGGCUCACCCAGAGCCAGACUCUGCAGCCCCCUUCCUCUGCCCACCCCCCAGCCAGCCUCCACCAGGUGCCCCCGCAGUCCCCCUUCACCCAGCACCCCUUUGUCCCUGGGGGCCCCCCACCUAUCACACCCCCCACAUGCCCACCCACCUCCACCCCACCUGCAGGCCCCAGCACCUCUGCCCAGCCACCCUGCUCUGCCACCCUGCCUUCAGGGGGCAACACACCCGGAGCAGCUCCUUGCCCGCUCCCCACUGUCCAGAUCAAGGAGGAGGCUCUGGAUGAUACCGAGGAGCCCGAGAGCCCUCCUCCCCCACCAAGGAGCCCGUCCCCUGAGCCCACCGUGGUGGACACCCCCAGCCACGCCAGCCAGUCGGCCAGGUUCUACAAACACCUGGACCGCGGCUACAACUCAUGUGCGCGGACAGAUCUGUACUUCAUGCCCCUAGCCGGGUCCAAGCUGGCCAAGAAGAGGGAGGAGGCUGUUGAGAAGGCCAAACGGGAGGCAGAGCAGAGAGCCCGCGAGGAGCGGGAGCGCGAGAAGGAGAAGGAGAAGGAGCGCGAGCGGGAGCGCGAGCGGGAGCGGGAAGCCGAGCGCGCGGCCCAGAAAGCAUCUAACUCUGCGCAUGAAGGCCGCCUGAGUGACCCCCAGCUCAGUGGUCCUAGCCACAUGCGGCCCUCUUUCGAGCCACCUCCGACCACCAUCGCCGCUGUGCCCCCUUACAUCGGGCCCGACACCCCUGCUCUGCGGACACUGAGCGAGUAUGCUCGGCCCCACGUCAUGUCUCCCACCAACCGCAAUCACCCUUUCUACAUGCCCCUGAACCCCACUGACCCCCUGCUGGCCUACCACAUGCCUGGCCUCUACAACGUGGACCCCGCCAUCCGGGAGAGGGAGCUCCGGGAGCGGGAGAUCCGCGAGCGCGAGAUCCGGGAGCGCGAGCUGCGGGAACGCAUGAAGCCAGGCUUCGAGGUGAAGCCCCCGGAGCUGGACCCCCUGCACCCGGCCACCAACCCCAUGGAGCACUUCGCGCGGCACAGUGCCCUCACCAUCCCCCCCUCGGCCGGCCCUCACCCAUUUGCCUCCUUCCACCCGGGCCUGAACCCCCUGGAGCGGGAGAGACUGGCCUUGGCGGGCCCCCAGCUGCGACCCGAGAUGAGCUACCCCGACAGACUGGCUGCCGAGCGUAUCCACGCCGAGCGCAUGGCGUCGCUCACCAGCGACCCCCUGGCCCGGCUGCAGAUGUUCAACGUGACCCCGCACCACCACCAGCACUCCCACAUCCACUCCCACCUCCACCUCCACCAGCAGGACCCCCUGCACCAAGGCUCAGCAGGCCCGGUUCACCCCCUGGUUGACCCUCUGACUGCCGGCCCCCACCUGGCUCGCUUCCCUUACCCACCUGGCACCCUCCCCAGCCCUCUGCUGGGUCAGCCCCCCCACGAGCACGAGAUGCUGCGUCACCCCGUCUUCGGAACCCCCUACCCCCGAGACCUGCCGGGGGCCAUCCCGCCCCCCAUGUCAGCAGCCCACCAGCUGCAGGCCAUGCAUGCCCAGUCGGCUGAGCUGCAGAGACUGGCCAUGGAGCAGCAGUGGCUGCACGGACACCCCCACAUGCACGGUGGCCACCUACCGAGUCAGGAGGAUUAUUACAGUCGACUGAAGAAAGAAGGGGACAAGCAGUUAUAAGUUAUUUAUUUGUUAAUGCUGGCUGUGGAAACCCCAAUUCUUGGGGGGAGAAGCAGGACUUUUUACAUACAGUAGGAGCGACAAAAGCAAAAGACGUAUCUUCUAAAGAUUUCUUUAUAUAUUUAAAAACCCCACAACAGAAAUGUAUCACAUACUAGUGUUCGUUUGUCGAGAGGCUUUCCUGAGACUGGUGUGGGUCUCCCUGCAUGACAGUCCCCCAGAAACGUAGUGAGUCCGGACAUCCGACCCCUGUGCGCGGCCACUGCCCUGCUCCCCAGCGCCCCCUGGUGCUAGAGCCUGUGCGCAGCGCGGACGCGCUGGGGCCUGUGGGCUCUGACCGCGGGUUUGCAGAUGGGCAGUGUAGGAGUUUGCAAUCCAAGAGCUAUAAUUUUUAAAAGAAUCUUUUAUUUUAAUACAUUGUAGGAAAUCUUCAUAAUUUGGGAAAGUUCUGCAGCAUGGCUUUCUAUGUCUGUAAAUAAAUAAUUUUAGAACAACCCUCUUUUCCUUCCACAAACUACUGUUCUAUUUUUUCCAGCCAUGCCACUAAUUAUGAAUUCCUACCAGCUAUCGACAGAAUGCAGAGUUGAUUUUUUAAUAAAAAGUUAUAUAUAAUUAUCCCUUUAAUUAAAGGGAGCCGAUGGGUGUUACUAGUUACACACCGACCGGCAGGAGCUCGGGACCAGGUCGGUCACAGCAGGAGCACGGGGCUGGCAGGGCGGCGCUGGGAGCCCUGACUGCCGCUCGGCUGUUCGGCUGGCCGCCUGCCCCGUGCCUCUCCCACUGUACACGGUGUACAGGAGUCCAGUGUGUGCUGUCUAGCCGCUGCUGCCUGCCUGUCCUGUCCUGUGGGGUGGAGGCGCAUGUGUGCAUGUGUCUGAUGGUAGAUGUCCUUAGAGACUUCAGUGCACACAUGUGUGAUUGUUCUGGAUAAAUUGCCUUUUUAAUACUCUGAAAUUUCCAUAAACAAUCAAGAAAUUUCAAAAAAAUGAUUCCAUACAGAUAGUGCAGGAAAGACCCAGGACAUGACGCUUGCCAAAGGAUCAGAAAGCAGCCUGCCCGAGUGUGUGGCCACAGACAGAGGCCGUGACCCUUGGCCAGUCCAGACUCAGUGAGCACUGGCCCGGGAAGCCACUGGAGCCCCUCUGCGGUGGCACGGGUGUCCAGACAGGCGCCUGUGGGUGAGGCAGGCUGGGCAGGGGUGGGGGGCAGGUCACCCUGGCCGGCGGCUGACCUGCAGCCCACACUCUGGCUUUCUAGCAGGACCGUGUCGGUUUCGGUUGGGACAGAUAGGAUUGUUCGGUUUGUUGAAAAUGUUUGUAGUUUGGUUUCUGUUGUUUUCCUCUCACUCCAUUUCUGCCUUAACCUUGGUUCCUGCGGGGGGCAGGGGCGAAGGGCGAGGUCGGAGGCACUGGCCGAGGCUCCCAGUGGGUGUGGGCGCAGGCUGGCUGGCGGGGCUGGGCACUGUGCCCAGGCUGAGGCUGGCUCUGCCCACGGGUGCCCCUUUCCUCUCCCCUCUCGGUGGAACAACGUCCACUGUUCAGUCGGAACUGGCUCUCCUCUGUCUCCCUUUUUGCAAAGAAGAGGAAGGUACAGACUUGGAGUCUGUACUUGAAAGCCUUGCAUCUAGGGUUCUGCACCCUGCACCCGCCGUGAUGCCACUGCCUGUUUCCCUUUGCUCUUCCUCCCCCUUCCGUCUGUCUGUCCAUCUGAAGUUCAGUUUGCUUUCUGUGUUUGUAUGCGUCUGGCUCCACCGUCGCCCAGGUCAAGCUCCCUUUGUCAUGGCGGCAGAGCGGCGCCCGUUCUGAUUUGCUACGUUUCUAUCUAUCUAUCUCGAAGCUAAGUGUAUAUACGAGUAGUUCGCCAUGCGGUGACACAGUGUAAACAGUAGACACCCAGAAAUCGUGACUUCUGUGUUCUCUCCAUUUGAGUAUUUUGUAAUUUUUUUGAAAUAUUUGUGGACAUUAAUAAAACCAAGCUACACUACUA